CCCUUCACUGAUGUAGUCACCACCAACCUGAAGCUAAAGAACCCAUCUGAUGGAAGAGUAUGUUUCAAAGUGAAGACCACAGCUCCCAGGAGAUACUGCGUACGGCCAAACAGCGGCAUCAUCGAUGCCGGUGCUACCGUCACCAUCUCUGGUGAGUCCAGUUACUAGGGGGUGUGAACGUUUUUUUAAAAUUGGUAUCCUUAAUGUUUAGAAAAAUCGCUAACGGGAAAAAACGUUAUAUUUUUUUAUUUCCCUCCGCAAAAUAAAAAUCCCAGUGCCUGCUCUUUCGCUAACGAUACGAGUGUGUCUUCUGUCUUCGGUCUGUUGCGUGUAGAAUGUAUUCAUUGAUGAUUGGCCCUGCUUUACUGAAAAUAGGCUCUAGCCAUACAUUUCUACACUAGGACUUUGUAGAAUUAUACAGAACGUAUAUCAGUGACUAAACAAAUAACUGUUAUAUUUUUUUACAUGGAUAUAUUUCCACAAAUAUUUAUUCAUGCAAUUCAUGGUUUACAAUUUAUUUCACUAUUUAUCACACCUUGGUGCUGAUGUUGCGGGUUGAUUAUGCACCUGGGAGGGUAAAGGCGGGUCUAGUGUUUUAAAAAGCCGUAGUGUACCCUUACAAACAAACAAACAAACAAACAAACAAACAAACCGUAGUGUAAACAAACAAGCCGUAGCCGAGAUGCUUUCAAAGGUAGAAGGCUGCAGUAGAUAGAACUUUGUUGGCCGGCCCGAGCGCUCACACAUACGGAAUAGGACCAUUAUUCUGCGUGGGAUUCUAGAUUUGUUUUCUUAUGGUUUUUUUAAAUGGAAAACCAAUAAAGUGGCUGUUUUUUUAAACGUUAAGCAAAACUGUCCAUUUGUUACAUCCCUACCAGCAACCGCUCAGAGAAUGGGACUCUCGGGCUGGAAUUACGUAGUAUUGGAAUAAUAUUGCAUGACAUCCCCCAUGCGAUAAACUUGGACUGUAACGCCCAGUCUUCCCAGCUCGCGGUCAGUAGUCCCUAACUAGGGAAACCAUUAUUCAUUAAUUUAUUAUCUGAUGGUGUCCUGAAGUAGGAACGGCAUCUAAACUGUACUAGGUUAGCUUGUCCUGGUCUAAAAAACAUGUUCAAUGGAGGAUCAAGUGCUUUUUAGUGCAGCCAGGACUAGUCCUUUAGCUUAUACAGGGAUUGACAUUCACUUUGUCUUUUAGCCACUUUUCCCUCCAGAUUUUUGGGGUUUUUUUUGUCUGAAAGCUCAAGUCACAGGCCAAAAAGUUGUGUUGUAAUGAUGCAAGGAACCACUUCAUAAAAUAACCUUCAUUAUUGUCACUGGUGUUGACAAUGGAAGGCUGCUGCUCUCUGAUCCCAUGUAUUAUAUCUCCUGCCGUUGUGUCCUUGAGCAAGGCACUUAACCCCCCCCCCCACACACACAAAGUAAAAUACUGAUCUGAGAGGCUGCUGUAUAAAACGCAUGUGGUCCAUCAACCUUUCAUCUGGAGAGAUACCGGGUGUGCAGGCUUUUGAUCCAACCCUGCUCAAACACACGAGUCAGCUUAUCAAGGUCCUGUUGAGCAGCGGAUUUUUGACAAUGUGGGUGUGUUAGAGCAGGGCUGGAGUAAAAGCCUGCACACCCAGUAUCUCUCCUGGACUCUCCUGGAGGACGGUUGGCCUCCCUGCACACCCAGUAUCUCUCCUGGAGGACGGUUGGCCUCCCUGCACACCCAGUAUCUCUCCUGGACUCUCUUGGAGGACGGUUGGCCUCCCUGCACACCCAGUAUCUCUCCUGGAGGACGGUUGGCCUCCCUGCACACCCAGUAUCUCUCCUGGAGGACGGUUGGCCUCCCUGCACGCCCAGUAUCUCUCCUGGAGGACGGUUGGCCUCCCUGCACACCCAGUAUCUCUCCUGGAGGACGGUUGGCCUCCCUGCACGCCCAGUAUCUCUCCUGGAGGACGGUUGGCCUCCCUGCACGCCCCAGUAUCUCUCCUGGAGGACGGUUGGCCUCCCUGCACGCCCCAGUAUCUCUCCUGGAGGACGGUUGGCCUCCCUUCACACCCAGUAUCUCUCCUGGAGGACGGGUUGGCCUCCCUGCACACCCAGUAUCUCUCCUGGAGGACGGUUGGCCUCCCUGCACACCCAGUAUCUCUCCUGGAGGACGGUUGGCCUCCCUGCACACCCAGUAUCUCUCCUGGAGGACGGGUUGGCCUCCCUGCACACCCAGUAUCUCUCCUGGAGGACGGUUGGCCUCCCUGCACACCCAGAAUCUCUCCAGACCACCAUGCAACAUUACAAUUACAACCAAAUACUUUUUAUGUCUUUAUAAAAUAAUUCCCUCAUUCAAUGAACCAGGGAUCCAAUGGCUAAGGUGUGGGAGGUAGCUAACUGAGAUGUUGAUCUAUUUGGAAGGUUAAAAUAUUAAGUGUUCCAGGGAGAUCUUGACAGCGUACGAGCUACUUGUCAGUUAGGCUAUUCUGAUAUAUAUAUAUAUAUAUUUUAUUUUUUUACUUUGUCAGAAUUACAUGGCCAGUAUUGAAUAGAGGAGAAUCAUAGCCAAUGUUGAGCUCUUGAGACUGUUUAACAACUGGUGUGUGCAGCACUGGUUUAAUCAACUGCUUGUUGGCCGUUUGGGAUUAUAUGGUCGAAAGUUAUUUUAAAACAUCAGACAUGAGUGACAUUAACACAUGCUAAUAGCUAAAUAGCUAACUAGCGAGAAGCAGCCAAACUACACUAUGUUUUGAGUUGGUCAUCUAGUUAGUCUGUGUAUCAUUAUUUGACCUGCUGCGCAAGUCUCUCACUCUCCUCUCUCUCUCUUUCUCUAUUUCUUCUUCAAUUUAUAGUUUUUAUGUCAAUCCCUGUUUAUAGUUGUAGUAGUUAAAAAAAAAAAAAAAAAAAAAAAAAACGGAUUACUUAUAGUGUAAAUCAAGCACUCUUUUGAUUGUUUUUUUGCAGACGAGUUUGUUUUCAAUCUAUUCCAGUAAUGCUCCAGCCCUUUGACUACGACCCCAAUGAGAAAAGCAAACACAAAUUCAUGGUCCAGAGCAUCUUUGCUCCUCCCAAUGUUGCCGAGAUGGAUGCAAUGGUGAGUGGUUCUAACUUGUUACUGUCGUGAUCUGCCACAUCAAGGGUAUUCUAAUUACAUUUUACAUUUUAGUCAUUUAGCAGACGCUCUUAUCCGGAGCGACUUUACAGGAGCAAGUAGGGUUAAGUGCCUUGCUCAAGGGCACAUCGACAGAUUUUUCUCCUAGUUGGCUCGGGGAUUAGAACCAGCGACCUUUCGUUUACUGGCACAACGCUCUUAACCACUAAGCUACCUGCCGCCCCUACGAGGUCUGGACUACUGCUGGUUUUGUGUUUUUUACCUGAUAAUUAAUUGCACCCAGCUGGUGUCCCAGGUCUAAAUCGGUCCCUGAUUUAGAGGGGAAGAAAGAAAAAAAAGUAGUGGUACUGACUUCGAUCUUACACCUCACUGUGUUAUCUAUGACUUAACCCAGUCGUGGUAGUUUCCCCUCUAGUCCAGCAGAGGGCAGCAACAGUCGUGGUAGUUUCCCCUCUAGUCCAGCAGAGGGCAGCAACAGUCGUGGUAGUUUCCCCUCUAGUCCAGCAGAGGGCAGCAACAGUCGUGGUAGUUUCCCCUCUAGUCCAGCAGAGGGCAGCAAUCCUCUGUCAAAACCAAGCCCAUUCUCUGAAUCUCUCCUCUACUGCAGUUUAUCUCCCCACACAACAUCACAGUGACAACAAGUACAGGGAAGAUAUCUACAGAGCUUCAAUGAUUGGCUAAGAGCUGAAUAGUUGAAUGAUAAUGGAAUAGUUUGUUGCAAGAUUUCUCCUCCACCCGCCAUGGUCUGUCUGUCUGUCUGUGUGUGUGUGUGUGUGUGUGUGUGUGUGUGUCUGUGUGUGCGAGAGAGAGAGAGAUGGGGUGUGUAUAUAGAGUUCAGCUGCUAGUAGUUUAGUCUGAUGAAUAACAUGCGUAUGUAUUCCUCCCCUCCCCUCUUCCAGUGGAAAGAUGCAAAACCAGAUGAUCUCAUGGAUUCCAAGCUGAGAUGUGUAUUUGACCAGCCUUCUGAAAACAAUAAAGUGGUAAGUCCUGCUGCUGCUCCAACGCACAGAGGAGGGAGGGAGGAGGGAGGGGGAGGAACGGAGGAACAGAGGGAGGGGGAGGAACGGAGGGAGAGCGAGAGGGAGGAACGGAUGGAGAGCGAGAGGGAGGAAACGGGGGAGGAAUCGUGAGGGAGGAGGGCGGACGGAGGGAUGGGGAGGAACAUAGGGAAGGGUGGAAAUGGAGGACCAGGAGGGAGGAGGAAGGAGGUGAGGGGGGAGGACGGAGGGGAGGGAGUGUAGGAUGACGGAGGAGGAGUUUUUUCGUUAUUGUGUAGAACGAGUUGUAUUGAUUUAUAUCUUGAGCAAUGAGUUACAAUCUUGUUACCACUUUCCAUCUCAACAUAACCAAAUGCCACCAUUUGUGUUUUUGGAGAGAGCGCGAGCGAGGGUUAAUAAUUUCUACCAGUCUGCCUGUUAUCACUUUCAUAUGCACAUUUCAAUUAUGAUAACGUCUUCAUAUCUUAUAAUCAUUGUCAUGUGGCUAAAUCUAAAUUCUAUCUAAAUGAAAAUGAUACAAAUCUAAAAGUUCAAAAUAAUGUAAUGUAAAGACGCCUGCCUCCACCAAAUGGACACCUUGUAUCUGCUAGCUGUUGGCUGUUGGCUGGAGAGGUGCCAAGACCAGAAGAGCCACAUUUGCUAUUUAAUGCAACAGUUUUUCUGACAAAACUAUCGGUAGAGUUGAAAAUGCGACGUAAACACAUUGAACAACAGUACUUGUUAUCUUUCAUUAAAAAAAAUAUCUUUGAUUUGAGCCUGCCCAGAUGUUUGGUGUUUGCAUUUGUGGGAUUAUUUCGAUGGUUAUAUUGCAGCCAGGCAAACUCAAGUCAGCAUCAGAUAAAGUACUUGGGGGGGAAAAACAAGUACUGUUUGAACCCCAGGUCUAGUCUGGACAGUGUCCUAACCUCCUGUCCUCAGCACCAGACCAGCACCUGGUCCCAGAUCUGUUUGUGCCGUCUGGCCAACUCAAAUGGUCACUAGUUGGCCAGACAGCACAAACAGAUCUGGCUAAGGACACUGCUGGGUUUUUCUUUAGUGGUUUUUCUUUUUAACGUUCUCCAUGUCUGCAAAAGGCACCCUAUUCCCUAUAUAGUGCACUACUUGUGACUAGAGCCCUUUUUUGAAGCCCUGGUCAAAAGUAGUGCGCUAAAUAUAUAAGGGUGUCAUUUGGGACGUGACCUUAGUGGUUUCUCUCUCCGUUGUCCUUCCAUCCAGAAUGAGGUGGAUGCCAGCAGCAAAGCGGCAGCCCCUGUGCUGAACUUGUCCAAGGCGGUGGACGGUCCCGUGGUAACAGCGGCUAAGACCAUCAGCGCCUCGAUGGACGACUCCGAGAUGAAGAAACUAACGGAGGAGUGCAAGAGACUGCGAGCUGAGAUGGACAAGCUGACCAACGAGAACCUACAACUCAAGGUAAGGCCUCGAGGUUAUCUCUGCCGUAGAGACUGCCAGAGGUAGACAGUGAGUACGGUUACAUGCACACGAUAAUACGAUUGUUGAUGGUCAGAUUUAAUAUAAUAGUUGUUUAAAACGUUUACAUGCUUUUGCAAGAAUAAUGAUUUCCCUAAUAAUCCUGUUUCCAUCCAAAUGAACAUUCUCCCACAAGCGACCAUGUUAUUGUUUGCGAAGCCUAUUUGAUUCUGAGUUCGGACAUGUGAAAACUAAGAUUCAUAAUGUCGGUUUUUCCGAACUCACUUCACUCACGCACAAGAGGGAGGCUUGGCACAUGCGCAGAUCAGAUACGCUGCUGGUCGCGCCCAAUGAGCUUUCUGCUAAUUAGAAAGAUUUCUCAGAAAAGCAGGUUUUAAUUGCCGUAUGUUCACUUCCAUUUUGACUUAACGGCGAUUUUUAAAGAUGAGCAGAGUAAGGUGUUUACGUGACUGUUGCCAUACUCGGCCUUCUGACACAAUCAGUUUAAUAUCGAAUUAUAAGUGUGUAGGUAAACGUACUUAUUAACUAGAAGACUAUUGUAACUGUUAGCAACGAGGUUACUAGGUAAACAGGAGACUGCAGGCUGAGAUGGGGAAACUGACAGAACAGACAACUCAUCGUUUAGAGGCACAGAUAGAUUCACAAGCUUAACCGACAACUCAAGGUUAGUCACAUAUUAUUGUUGGGGCGAUAGCAUUGGUUGAAGCUCGAUGUUAAAUUCAAACCAUAUCUAAGCCAAUGUGACACCAAUGUCAAUGAACAUUUGUAAAUCAACUUGAUUGGACGAACACAACCCACUCCCCCGCCCCUCGUCAUGCGCCGUCCAACCGUUACCGAGAACCACAUAUUGGAUUAAAAAAAAUAUAUAUAUACAAUUUCUUGCCCCGACUAGCUCAAUAUCUUGGCAUCGGGUAAGAACGAGACUACAUCGUCCAUAAAGUGACCGUUAGACUUGCCACCUUUUCAGACUGAAUAAAAUUGUAGGGGGCAACAGUUUUGAUUAAAUAUAUAAUUUAUCGCUCUCACAUGCUCAUUUUCUGUCCAUUUUAAAAACCAACGAGGUGCUACCUUUUUGUAGCAUGCUAACAUAUUUUCAGCCAAAUCUCUUGAGUUCUAAAACCGGACCAAACACUUGGGUUGCACAGCAACAGCGCUAGUAGCUAGCGAACACCAGUCGGAUGAGAGGCUACAAUAAAAAGCUAGCUAGAUUUUGCUAUGAAAGGUUUUUCACAUGGCUGUGUAAACUGGCUGUGUAAACUGGCUGUGUAAACUGGCUGUGUAAACUGUUGGCUUUGACACUUUCAUGUAAUCAGAGCACAAACAAAUAAGCAUAAAUAAGAUGGCGAACGUCCUUCGCUACUAUUGCCAGUUAGCUAGCUAACUAACGUGAGCCAGUAACGUUAGCUAGCUAACUAACGUGAGCCAGUAACGUUAGCUAGCUAGCUUCAAGCCGACAAGGGGUUAACAUUAGCUGUAUGGACAGAUUGCGAUGCACCGGCACAACUCAAUGUUUUUUUUUUUGUCAUUUAGCAGACGCUCUUAUCCAGAGCGACUUACAGGAGCAAUUAGGGUUAAGUGCCUUGCUCAAGGGCACAUCGAUAGAUUUUUCACCUAGUCGGCUCAGGGAUUAGAACCAGCGACCUUUCGGUUACUGGCACUACGCUCUUAACCACUAAGCUACCUGCCGCCCAUGUUGACUUUCUCCCACAUUUUUCCACAAAGCACAGCUAGCUAGCUAAGUAAAGUUAAUAGUCAACACCAAAACUUUGGGAACCUGUCACACUGCUAAUGUAUAAUACAUGCAAUGGGCAUUGCUCAUCUAACGUUAAAGUUAACGUUACUCCAUACACUAGUCAACCUAGCUUGCUUAGCAAUGUAGCUAGCUAACUUUACAGCCCUUACCUUAUGCAUUAAUUCAGCACGCUCCCUCUGUCAAUGACAUUUUCUUGUCAUUAUACGCCAGAUUUGCUCUGACUAACAGUGUCAAGUUACUUUUCAAUGUGUUCCCAUCCAAGUAAAAAGUAGCCAGGGGGUGCUGGUGCACCCAGGUUAAAAUGACACCAACAUCAUUGCUUGCGCGACCUUUGCGCAGGCAAAAGAAAACACCAUGCUUGCCAACAUGGUUAGCUAUGUGAAUGUUUUCAACACACCAACUGUUUUUAGACUGUUUUGUAACCAACCAAGCAAGAUAGACGACAACAUACUGUCCAUUUUUAAAUACUGCCAAAUUCUCUAAAACAAAAUUGGAGGCGGCUUAUGGUAGAUAAAUGAACAUUUAAUUAUCUGGCAACAGCUCUGGUGGACAUUCCUGCAUUUAGCAUGCCAAUUUCACGCUCCCUCAACUUGAGACAUCUGUGGCGUUGUGUGACAAAACAGCACAUUUUAGUGGCCUUUUUAUUGUCCCCGGCACAAGGUGCACCUGUGUAAUGAUCAUGCUGUUUAAUCAUCUUCUUGAUAAUCCACCUGACAGAUGGAUGGAUUAUGUUGGCAAAGGAGAAACGCUCACUAACGGGGAUGUGAACAAAUAUGUGCACAGUAGCUAUGUGGGUCUAUUGUACUAAAAACAAUAUGAAUGCAGGUUGCUUAGGAUUCAAACCUUCUAAUAACAGAUCACAUCAAUAUGGCUAGUUAACAAGCUAACUUGCAGGGGAUAAACUAGAUGGCUAAAUGUUGUUUGAUUUGCUUGCCAUCUAUACUAUAGUGGUGAUGACAACUUUACCAGGACGAGGACUUGCCGACAUCAAACUCUUUCCAAAAGCCAGAUGUAUAUAGGCUACCCUCAAUUAUCUGAAAAUACACGAUCACUUGAUGUUUACUGAUCAUGAAAAGCAUAACAGUUACUUGCUGUAUAAUUAUGAUGGAGCUAAAUGUGGAAUAAUCAGAAAUGUGUAGUUCUGACUAUACUCUUCAAGAGGUGACGAUAUUAAAACCAAAUAGUUACAUUUAUUCAACAAACCCUUGAAAACGGUAUGUAGCGGAGCUGGGGGUCGCCCUGCCUUGCACCGUAAUGUGACGUUUUAUUGGUAACUGAUAACUACAGGUUUAGGGUCAUAGAUGAACAAGACUGCAGGCUGAAAUGGGAAAAACUGACUUAGGAGAACAGACUGAUUUGAACUGUUAGCAACUAAGGGUUAGUCGGUACAUAGUAUUUAAAGGGGAAACUAAACAGAAGAAGCAGCAGUUAAACGUUUUCUGUAGAGAACUACUACUAUUUCCUUGUUUGAUCUUUUUUUUUUCUUGUGUUGUGCAGUGUUUGAUAUGUGCAUCCCCCUCCUCUCUUCCCUAUCUUUCUCGCUCCCUCUCUCCUCUUUCCCCAUCUCUCCUUUCUCUCUUUCCCACUUUCUUUCUCCUCUCUCGCUCUCUCCUCUUUCUUUCUCGCUCUCCUCUCUCUCUUCUUUCCCUCUCCUUUUUCUCCUCUCUCCCCCCUCACCCAUCUCUCCUCUUUCUCCUCUCUUUCUCCUCUCUUUCUCUCCUCUUUCUCUCCUCUUUCACCGUCCCGGGAAACAUUUGGAUGACCACACCAGUGCCUUCUCCUUGGUGUAUCCCAAGUCGUUUCCACUGAGGUGGAUGACUAGGAUGUCAGGGAGAAGUAGCUCAGGUCCUCUGCUGGUGCAGAACACAGAGCAGUUUGUGUCACUUCAUGCCUUGCUCUCUGAGCCACCUAAUGUGACAGUCUAUGUAUGGAAACAGUUCAUGCUACAUGUUGAUUAUUGGUGUGUUUUCCAGGAGCUCGUCUUAAGACAUCAGUUUACUCCAUAUUGGCUUAAAUGGGUUUCUGGUUUUUCGCUUCUCUGGAAUAUCAGCUGUUUUAAUAUUAAAUAAGUACUAAUAACCACGUUAUUUCUGUUGCCAUUUAACAUUGUGUAUUUCUACUUUACUUGUAACCCUCCUUUCUCGUUGUCUCACUAUCUCCUAUCACUCUCCUCUCUCUCCCUUCUCCCCCUUCUCUCUUCUCUCCACUUCCCCCCCCCUCUCUCUCUCUCUGGCCCUCUCUCUCUCUCUCUCUGGCCCUCUCUCUCUCUCUCUCUGGCCCUCUCUCUCUCUCUCUCUGGCCUCUCUCUCUCUCUCUCUCUGGCCCUCUCUCUCUCUCUCUCUGGCCCUCUCUCUCUCUCUCUCUCUGGCCCUCUCCUCUCCUCUCUCUCUCUGCCUCUCUCUCUCUCUCUCUCUGGCCCUCUCUCUCUCUCUCUCUCUGGCCCUCUCUCUCUCUCUCUCUAUGGCCACUCUCUCUCUCUCUCUCCUGCCCUCUCUUCUGGCCCUGCUCUUCUCUGGUCCCUCUAUCUCUGGGCCCUCUCUUCUCUCUGGCCCUCUCUCUCUCUGGCCCUCAUCUCUCUGGCCUCUCUCUCUGGCCCUCCUCUCUCUCUCUCUCUCUCUCUCUCUCUCUCUCUGUCUCUGUCUCUGUCUCUGUCUCUGUCUCUGUCUCUGUAUCUGUAUCUGUCUCUGUCUCUGUUCUGUCUCUGUCUCUGUAUCUGUCUCUGGCUCUGGCUUGGCUCUGGCUCUGGCUCUCUCUCUGGCUCUCUCUCUGGCUCUCUCUGGCUCUCUCUGGCUCUCUCUCUGGCUCUUCUCUGGCUCUCUUCUGGUCUCUCUCUGGCUCUCAUCUGGCUCUCUUGCUCUCUCUCCUCUCUCUCUAUCUCUCUCUCUCUCUACUCUCUAUCUCUCUCUCUCUCUCUCUCAUCUUCUAUCUCUCUCUAGCUCUCUCUCUCUCUUCUCUAUCUCUCUCUCUCUCUCUCUCUAUCUCGGACCUCCUCUCUCUACUACUCUCUCUCUGGCCCUCUCUCUCUAUCUCUCUCUCUCUGGCCCUCUCUUCUAUAUCUAUCCUCUCUCUCUACUACUACUCUCUCUCUCUUCUCUCUCUCUCUGGCCCUCCUCUAUCUCUCUCUCUCUCUCUCUCUCUCUCUCUCUACUACUCUCUCUCUCUGGCCCUCCUCUAUCUCUCUCUCUCUCUCUCUCUCUCUCUCUCUACUACUCUCUCUCUCUGGCCCUCCUCUCUCUAUCUCUCUCUCUACUACUCUCUCUCUCUCUCUACUACCUCUCUCUCUCUCUCUCUCUCUCUCUCUCUCUCUCUCUCUCUGGCCCUCCUCUCUCUCUCUCUCUCUCUCUGGCCCUCCUCUCUCCUUUUUCUCCUGUCUCCUCUUUCUACCCAUCCAAGGACGACGGUGUUAGAAUGAGAAGGGCUGCCCAGCGUUCUGACCACAUGGCAUCAAACCAGACUGGCUCCUCCUCCUCCUCCAUGAUGCAACAGACGACCUCCCUUCCCUCUCUCCUCGUUGUCAUAGCAGCCAUCUUCAUCGGAUUCUUCAUUGGGAAGUUUAUCUUGUAAACUGGAGCUCUGAAACGGCACCCUAUUCCCUAUGUAGUGCACUACUUUUGAACAGAACUGAUAGGGAGUCCCAUAAGGCUCUGGUUAAAAAUAGUGCACUACGUGGGGAAUAGGGUGCCGUUUCGGACAGAGCGCCCUGGGAGACUCAAGACAACCCCUCGGCUCCGGAAUCAAAAUGCCUAGAUGGAACUGACUAAACCAAGAAGAAGUCGUCUUUCUGUUGACUCUGUUGCCAUAUCAGAAGUAGUGCUCUGUCUGCAGUAGCCACGUCGUCUGUCUGCUCUGCAUCAGAAGUACCAGGGCCCCGCUGCCUUUUUACAAGCGCUUACACGGU
Molecule: messenger RNA, 11156 nt
Organism: Coregonus sp. 'balchen'
Lineage: Eukaryota; Metazoa; Chordata; Actinopteri; Salmoniformes; Salmonidae
Source: the annotation of a GenBank genome assembly